AUGUCUACUAGCCUGACGACUUGUGAGUGGAAGAAGGUCUUCUAUGAGAAGAUGGAGGUAGCAAAGCCAGCUGACAGCUGGGAACUCAUCAUAGACCCAAACCUCAAGCCUAACGAACUGGCCCCUGGCUGGAAGCAGUAUCUGGAGCAGCAUGCCUCAGGCAGGUUCCACUGUUCCUGGUGCUGGCACACCUGGCAGUCGGCCAGCGUGGUCAUCCUCUUCCACAUGCACCUGGAUCGCACCCAGCGGAUGGGCUCCGUGCGCAUGCGUGUCUUCAAGCAGCUGUGCUACCAGUGUGGCACGGCGCGGCUGGACGAGUCGAGCAUGCUGGAGGAGAACAUCGAGAGCCUGGUGGACAACCUCAUCACCAGCCUGCGCGAGCAGUGCUAUGAAGAAGAUGGGGGUCAGUAUCGCAUCCAUGUGGCCACCCGCCCAGACAGCGGGUCACACCGCAGUGAGUUCUGCGAGGCCUGCCAGGAGGGCAUCGUGCACUGGAAGCCCAGCGAGAAGCUGCUGGAGGAGGAGGCCACGUACACCUCGGAUGCCUCCAAGCUGAAAGCCCAGGUCGGCUUCGGCUACAACUUCUUCUCCCUUCGCUGGUGCCUCCUCUGGGGCUCCCUCUGCUUGCUCAUUGUCUACAUUCAGUUUUCAUUGCGAGGCUCUGCCUUUCUUUAG
This is a messenger RNA of Perognathus longimembris pacificus (Pacific pocket mouse), 675 nucleotides long. RefSeq names its product receptor transporter protein 2 (gene Rtp2). The record is from RefSeq and is a predicted model, not a curated record. The transcript is spliced from 2 exons. Gene Ontology annotation, molecular function: olfactory receptor binding. Gene Ontology annotation, cellular component: cell surface. NCBI's taxonomy places the organism in Eukaryota, Metazoa, Chordata, Mammalia, Rodentia, Heteromyidae. The coding region runs from base 1 to 675 and encodes 224 amino acids. Gene Ontology annotation, biological process: detection of chemical stimulus involved in sensory perception of bitter taste; protein targeting to membrane; protein insertion into membrane.